Lathyrus sativus (Indian pea) is the source of this 627-nucleotide messenger RNA. Lineage: Eukaryota; Viridiplantae; Streptophyta; Magnoliopsida; Fabales; Fabaceae. The record is from the annotation of a GenBank genome assembly.
AUGAAUGAGUUGACAAAGAAGGGAAAAAGUGUCCCGACGAAAGAUGAUUGGAAGCAUAUCAACUUAAUCACUCCAUUCUUGAAGUUGUUUUAUGAUGCUACAAUACUCAUAUCAGGGUCAUCUUAUUUGACAAGCAAUAUUUAUAUGUUUGAGGUCCUGGGUAUUGGAAAGAGCAUUGCAGAUAUGUGUGCGACUGAAGAUAAACAUCUAUGUUCAGCAGCUCAAAAGAUGAAGAAGAAGUAUGAUAAGUAUUGGGAACCUCAUGAGAAGCUUAAUAUGAUGUUGUUGAUUGCUCUAUUUUUCGACCCUAGGCGCAAGAUUAAAUUGGUUGAUUGGAUGGUAAGGUUGUACUACAAUAAGGAUGAUGCCGAUGCCUUGAAAGCAAACUUAGAUUUCUACUUGAAAUCUAUUUAUGACGAAUAUUGUGCUGGAUUUAUGACUCCUCAAGGUAAUUCAGAUGAGCCGCAUGUUUUUGGUAGUGUUAGUCAUCCUUAUGGAAUUGCUGAGUUUUAUCUUUCAGAAGGGUGUGACAAUGCAGAUAAUGAGUUAAGUACUUAUCUUGGAGAGAAGUUGGAGCAUAACAUGGAGAUAAAUAUUUUAGAGUGGUGGAAAGUUAACUCUGGCUGA